CAACCGCCCUGCUGUCGCCGGCUCCGAUCGGGUAACCCUGGCGCGUUUCUCGCAAAGCAAAACACACGCACACCACCGCACCGAAAUUUUGUUUCAUUUUUCGAACUAUCAAACUGAACAGAACACUGCUUUCAAAAAAGUUUCACGAGAAGUUGCGUUUUUUCGCGGAACCGUCGGUCAAAAUUAUCGCGGAAAUCGGUUACGGAACCGUCGGAAAACAGUGGUGCGCUGGAGUUUGCCCUUGAUUCCGCGGGAAAGUGGUGAAAAAGUAGUGACACGGUGUGUGGAUCUCCGGGGAAGUCUGCACGGACGGAUCGCAGCACGGAGAGCGACAGCAGCAGCAGCAGAAAGAAGAAGAAGAACUCUCGAUUGGUUGGUUGCUUGCGGUGCGGAACGCGAGUCGCGCAGGAAGAAACAAAAAGAUCCCGUCUUGGGUUGUGUGUCGACAGCAGAAGAAGUUUGGUUUGAAAGCUAAUUAUUGUGAUUUUCCUGGAGACUGAAUUUGGGGGAGAUUUCCCGGUGCAAUCCGUUUGUCGGGAAGCGUGAGGCCGUUUCCCGUGCGCCAGCUAUGUGUAGUUAGCUGUUAACCGAGUACCUACUAUGAAUGUUUUCAAUCAAGUGAUACCUAGUAUGAAUCCGCAAGAACUUAGUACUAUGGUUUGGAUGGGACAGUUCGCAUCGCCGCUGGAUGAAAACCUAGCCAACAUCUAUGGACAGCCGGUGCCCGCGGUUAUGGACGACAUCUCGCAGCCGUCGCCCUCCCUGGACAUGAAUCCAGCAAUUGGAUCGUUGAUCGGGGACUACAGUGGCCACGUAACGGCGAUUCCGACGCCCACGGGUGGACUCGCGACGAUCCCGAACCCGGAUCUGGCCAUCACCAAUCCGGAACUGUUCAACCUCCAGCAGCAACAGCUUCAACUGCAGCAACAACUUAGCCUGGGUAAUUACAGUUUCCUGGAGCAGAGUGGUCUAGCGGGACAGUUGGCCGGAGCAGGAGUCGGUUCUGGGGGCGUGGUUAGUGCCGAUGGCGAUGAUUCCACCGGGGCUACCAGAAUGAUCGAUGACGAUGACGACGACGACCACCUAAACGAUGAAGAGCAUGCGAUGCAAACCUACGAACAGUACCAACGGAUGGUCGAAGCCGGAAGCGAGUUUCUCUCCGUGACCGGCCAGGAAAACCUACUCGGAUAUAAGCUAAUGAACGAAGCUCAACUGCUGCAGCCCCAGGGAAGUUUUCUGGAUUACGAUGGGGGUGCCAAUGGGGACGGUUCCUCUAGCCCGAUCCACGAGGGAAUGAAAAUGGCCGGAAUGGCGGAACAGAUGGCCGCAGUUGCCAACGCGAUGGCGCCUGGUGCGUCUAGCAGGGGUCACGGGGCCGGCGAAUCCAGUGGUGGGGCAUCGGUCCGCUUUACGAACAAGAAAAUCAAACCCGUGAAACGACCAGGGCUGGUACUGAAGACACCCAUUGCCUACAAGGGUGAUAUCGAUCCUUCGGUGAUACCGAUUCAACGCGACGGAAUGGCAAUUUGUGAAAAGUGUGGUGCAAUAGGCGUGAAACACUCGUUCUAUACCAAGCAGCGCCGGUUCUGUAGCAUGACCUGCGCCCGUUCCUUCGACGCGUUACGUUUGUACAGCAGUACCAACAAUAGCUCUUCAUCGGCAGCAACGCUGUCGAGCAGUAAAACGACGACGACGACGACAAUAGCAGCUAGUCUGGAAGAUAGCAUUCCCUCUCUCGCAACUCCGUCGGCCCUGCCGCCCGAUCAACUGAUAGACGACUCGGCGGACGAAGAAUCUUCCAACACGGCAACGACGCCGAUCGCUUCCGGAAGCGGCAACGACGUUGACAUCAUCGACAGCAAACAUCUCCUACAGCAACAACUCGCCUUGCAACUCCAACAACAGCAACAACAACAGCAGCAGCAACAGCAACAACAAGUUAAACAACAGCAACAUCAACAACAGUUACAACAACAGCAACAACUACAAGUACAAAACAUCAGCUACAGAUUCAAGAUGUCUCAAGCUGGAAGCGACAAUAGCAACCACGGUGUACAUAGCGACAAAUCAAUCAGCCACGAAAUAGUUCCCCAGGACGAGAUCCCUCAGCUGCCGCGGGGAACUAGAUUGCCUUCGCCCUGUCCGCAGGAUGAACGAAUCAUCAGCAUCCGGCGGAAACCGAACGAAUUCAUCAACUCCUUCGACUGGACGGCAUCGCUCGCAGAUCCGAACUUUUUCGCCGCUCCGGUGACGUGCUUCCGGCACGCGCCCGGCUACGAGAUGUGGCCCAACGUGGUCAUCGGCAUGAAGGUCGAGGUGGAAAACACGGACAUUGACGUGCAGCAUUCGCUCAUCAGCGGAACGCCGCACUCGUUUUGGGUGGCCACCGUGCUGCGGAUCUGCGGCUACAAGGCGCUCCUGCGCUACGAGGGAUUCGACACGGACUCCACGAAGGACUUCUGGGUGAAUCUGUGCUCGUCGGAAGUCCAUCCGGUCGGGUGGUGUGCAACGCGCGGUAAGCCUCUGAUUCCGCCGAAAAGUAUAGCCAAACCAUACAAAGACUGGAAGGAGUUUCUGGUGAAGCGUCUGUCCAACGCGCGGACACUUCCAUCGACGUUCUACAACAAGAUAAGCGACAGUUUCAAGUCCCGCUUUCGGGUGGGUUUGAAUCUGGAAGUGGUGGACAAGAAUCGCAUCAGUCAGGUCAAGGUCGCUUCCAUCAACAAGAUUGUGGGGAAGCGAUUGUACGUGCGGUAUUACGAUAGUCCUCCGGACGACAACGGAUUCUGGUGUCACGAGGAUUCUCCGCUGAUCCAUCCGGUGGGAUGGGCCACAACCGUGGGGCACAAUCUGGCCGCUCCCGAGGAAUACAUGGACCGGAUGAAUGCUGCCCGUGAUCAAAUUCUGGAACCGAACGAGGACGAUGCCACCAUGGACCUGUUCAAGACCAAUUUCCACUUUGAGGAGUACUACUUGGAGGGCAAGCAGACCGGCUUCGAGGAGGGUAUGAAACUGGAAGCCAUCGAUCCGCUCAACUUGUCCUCGAUCUGCGUGGCCACCGUCAUGUCGGUGCUCAAGUUCGGCUACAUUAUGAUCCGUAUCGAUUCGUACGAUCCGGAUGCCAGCGGAGCGGAUUGGUUUUGCUAUCACGAGAACUCGCCGUGCAUCUUCCCCGUGGGAUUCUGCUUGUCCAAUCAGAUCACGCUUACGCCACCGAAGGGAUACGACCUGACGACGUUUACCUGGGAGCAGUACCUGGUGGAUACCAACAGUAAACCGGCAACGGAGGAUCUGUUUCACCGGAAUCUGAUUAGCCAGAAAUUUAAGGUCGGAAUGAAGCUCGAAUCGGCCGAUCUGAUGGACCCAAGACUGAUCUGUGUGGCGACCAUUUCCCGUGUCGUCGGUCGCCUGCUGAAGGUACACUUCGACGGCUGGGACGACGAAUACGACCAGUGGCUGGACAGCGAAAGCCCGGACAUCUACCCGAUCGGGUGGUGCGUCUUGGUGGGUCACAAACUGGAAGGACCCCGCAUACUGCCGAAGAUUCCACCGGUGCAGAAAAUCUCCCCCAAAACGGCCAAAAAAGGCAAACGGAAGAAAAAAGUGAUGAAGUUCGAGCUGGCCCCCACCGGAGACAUGCAUCCGAUUCCCACGACACGAACCGCCUCGGUCAAAAAAGAGCAAGAGCAAUUCGAACAGCAAAAGCUUCUGAACACUUCCUCGACGACCAUCCCCUAUUCGAUAGCGCAGCUGCAGAGUAACCUGGACCAAAUUCAGUACACCAACACGACAGCCGUCUCGAUGGAGUCGUCCCACAGUGGCGUCAGUACAGCGACCGGCGGAAGUUCUUCAUCCCUCCUCUCCAUCAAGCACGAACCCCCACACGAGCCCUUGCUGGGGCCCAUUUUUGACCAUUCCUCCGAGAGCAUUGGCGUCGGAGACGACGACAUGGGUGGGCUCAAAACCGAAGACGAGGACGGCGAGUCAAACAGUGCCACCGGGAAUCCCUCGUCCGCCCCGUCGGAAAUCACCGACAUCGAGAUGGAGAAAAUCAUUCCAAGGCUGAUCAACAACGAUAACGGAAGUGCAUCACCCGAACCGGUGGCCGGUGGCCAAAUUGCGCCGGACAGUUGGGACGUCAAGGACGUGGCCAUGUUCCUGACGGCCAACGACUGUGCAAUGCACCGGGAACCGUUCGUGACCAACGGUGUCGAUGGCAAACGGCUUCUGCAGCUCAGCAAAGACGACAUCAUCACCCUGCUGAACAUGAAGGUAGGCCCAUCGUUGAAAAUCUAUGAUCUCAUCCAGCAGUUGAAAUGCAAAAUCGAUCCCAGCAAAUCGCGGCUACUCAAGUCCAGCUUGGGGAAGAAGUAUCUGUAGGUAGUAGCAAUAAUAAGGGCGGUGUGUGUGGAACACCAGGAUGGGUUCACCGGGAUGUCGCGAGGGAAGGGAACAAAAUACCCAAGAGUAUUAACUUAUAAACUACCAUCAUACACGGUCCUAGUAGGCCGACAACUUUUUGUCGAAUGUGUGAUGGUGCUUUUAUUUCCUGUUCUUCAUUUGCGCCGCCUGCUGAGUUUAAUUAGGACUCUAUCGUUUUUACCUAGUGUUUUUUUUUCGUGUAGCAAAGUUUAUAGGCUUUCUUAUUUUUACAAUUUUCAAAGUACUCUUUCUGUUGUGAUGAAACGAAUCAAUCAAUCAAUUUUAAACAAAAUAGUGUCCAUGAGGAUUCCAAAGCUUUUGUGUCGUGCGCGCGAAACAAUAGAACCGCCAUUUCCAGUGAGCACGCAGCGGGACGCGGGAGGGAAACAGUGAAAGCAAUGUACCAAAAAAAUCAAGAAAAAAAUGGACAGAACUCGAGAUCAAACACAUGAAUGACACCGGUUCACGUUUUGUGUGGAAGUUUGGGAGGUGGUCGGAUCAGAAACAUGGUGGGAGGCGAAUUCUUGCUCGAAUUGCAUAUAAAUAAUAACAGAAUACACAAACAAAAAUCUGCAUAGAAAGUAUACACGCGAAACUGUAUAAAGGUAACAAAUCUAAAAAAGCUAACGUAAUAGUGUAGUAGUAUGAUGGUUCAGAAUUUAUUAGAAUAUCUUUUUUACGAGAAAAGAGAAAGUAAACAAGUAUAUUUAGUAUAGUGAAGAAAUGGAAAGAAAUACAAAUCCAAGAAGUGAUGUUUCUUGAUAAA
Aedes albopictus (Asian tiger mosquito) is the source of this 5188-nucleotide messenger RNA. It is a transcript of the gene Sfmbt, whose product is annotated as polycomb protein Sfmbt. Gene Ontology annotation, cellular component: nucleus. Gene Ontology annotation, molecular function: zinc ion binding; chromatin binding. Gene Ontology annotation, biological process: heterochromatin formation; negative regulation of DNA-templated transcription. The coding region runs from base 601 to 4380 and encodes 1259 amino acids. Lineage: Eukaryota; Metazoa; Arthropoda; Insecta; Diptera; Culicidae. The transcript has 8 exons. The record is from RefSeq and is a predicted model, not a curated record.